Molecule: messenger RNA, 2174 nt
Organism: Halichondria panicea
Lineage: Eukaryota; Metazoa; Porifera; Demospongiae; Suberitida; Halichondriidae
Product: transketolase-like
Exons: 12
Coding region: 16-2037 (673 amino acids)
Molecular function (GO): transketolase activity; thiamine pyrophosphate binding
Source: RefSeq, a predicted model, not a curated record
UUAUUUUGCGUACGUAUGACCAGACAGACCACGCCCACCAUAUCCUCCGAUAACAGCCCUUGCGCAGGUUUAUACAACCACUCUCUCUCAUCAUAUCAGCCGGCUAACUCGGUGACCUCCUCUGACUUGCAGGCUACCUCUACCAGACUCCAAACACUCCUCAAGAUGAGUUUCGUUAAGCCAGAUGCUGCCAAGUUGCAGACUCUGAAGGAUAUUGCCGAGAAGAUGCGUAUCCACUCUGUCAACAUGACUCAAGCCUCGGGCUCUGGACACCCGACAUCAAGUGCCUCUGCUGCUGAGAUCAUGUCCUGUCUCUUCUUCGAUGAGAUGAGAUAUUCAAUUGAAGCCCCCAAGCACUAUGCUGCUGACCGGUUCAUCCUCUCUAAGGGACAUGCUUGCCCCAUACUGUAUGCUGCUUGGUGUGAGGCUGGACUGCUCUCCAAGGAACACCUGCUCACUCUGCGUAAGGUGGACUCCAUUCUUGAGGGUCAUCCCACUCCUCGUCAGAACUACAUCGAUGUAGCCACUGGGUCGCUUGGUCAAGGUGUGAGCGUGGCUGCUGGAAUGGCCUAUUGUGGCAAGUACUUGGACAAGGCUAGCUAUCGCACAUACUGUGUGACAGGAGACGGGGAAACAGCUGAGGGAAGUAUUUGGGAGGCAGCAGCUUUUGCUAGCUACUACAAGUUGGACAACCUUGUUCUGAUUGUGGAUGUGAAUCGUCUUGGUCAGUCUCAGCCUGCUUCUCUAGAGCAUGAUGUGGAGACCUACAGGAAGAGGUUUGAUGCAUUUGGAUGGAAUGCAAUCAUUGUGGAUGGUCAUGAUGUGGAGAAAGUGUUAGAGGCCUUCCACAAUGCCAAGCUCUGUAAGGACAAACCCACCUGCCUUGUGGCCAAGACCUACAAGGGGCGUGGAUUCCCUAAUGUUGAGGACCUAGAGAACUGGCAUGGUAAAGCACUCGGAGACCAAGCUGCUACUGCUAUUGCUGCUUGUGAGGGACGUAUUGUUAACAAGGGACCUCACGGAGUCAGCCCCAAACCAAUUGCUGAUGAUGCUCCUAAGUUUGACAUCCCUACCAUCAAAUUGAGUACUCCUCCCAACUACAAGCUAGGAGACAAGGUGGCCACACGUAAGGUGUAUGGUGAUGCUCUAGUCAAGCUAGGGCAAAGCUUUGAGAGAGUGAUUGCUUUGGAUGGAGACACGAAGAACUCAACCUUCUCCCUCACUUACAAGAAAGCAUUCAAUGAUCGCUAUGUCGAGUGUUUCAUUGCAGAACAGAAUAUUUGUGGAGUUGGUAUUGGACUGGCGUGCAGGGAUCGCAACGUUGUCUUCUGCUCAACCUUUGCUGCCUUCUUUACCCGUGCCUUUGAUCAGAUCCGAAUGGGAGCCAUUUCUCAGACACAGGUCAACUUUGUUGGCUCACAUGCUGGUUGUUCUAUUGGUGAGGAUGGACCUUCUCAGAUGGCACUGGAGGACUUUGCAAUGUUCCGCACUAUUCCUGGUGCUGCGUGCUUCUAUCCAUCAGAUGCUGUCUCUUGUGAGAGAGCUAUUGAACUAGCUGCCAACUACAAGGGUCUGACCUUCACACGAACAUCACGACCUGCCACUCCAGUGAUCUACAGCAAUGAGGAAGUCUUUGAGAUUGGGAAAGGAAAGGUUGUACGUCAGUCUCCCAUGGACAAGGUGACAGUAGUGGGGGCUGGAGUUACACUGGAGGAAGCUAUGAAAGCUGCUGAUACACUCAAGGCUGAGGGUGUGAACAUCCGUGUGGUGGACCCAUUCACUCUCAAGCCUAUUGACAAGGAGCUCCUCACCUCAUGUGCUAAAGCCACUGGAGGGAAAGUGGUGGUGGUGGAGGACCACUAUGCUCAAGGUGGUCUUGGAGAGGCUGUGGCUGGUGCUCUGAGCGAGGAGAGUGGAGUAGUGGUCAAGCGUCUCUUUGUGACUGGCAUCCCUCGCAGUGGACCAGGGGCCAAGCUCAUGGAAAUCUAUGGGAUCUCGGCCAGCCACAUUGUAACAGCUGUCAAGAGCCUCAUUUAAACAAGAGACUGAACUGAACAUUGGACAGUUGUAAUAAUUUAGAGCUGGAACAUUGUUAGCAGUAUAAUUAUAGCAGUAGAUUAUAGCUAGUGAAAUGAUUAUUAAUAAAUUUUUGUCAAAAAAAUGUAAUUAAUGAG